GUCUGCAAAAAUAGUUGUUCUUGUCUUUCAUUGUGAUGUCAACCUCUAUGCCCAUUUGAUUAUUGUAUUUUUUUCUUUUAUUUUUUGGAGUUAAUAAGAAUGUAUAAUAAUUGAAGACUGCGCCCAACAUCAGAUCUGGUCCUCUCUUUGCAGUGUGCUUUCAAAAAAACAGCCAUCACUGAACCUAAAGGCAUCCAAUGCCUUAAUUCUCUCAAUUCUCUCCCGACUGCUUUUGAUCCUCUUGACAAAGUAAGAAAGAAGAAGAAAAUUCAGUCGGAUCCUCGGAUUCCUUCACAGAGAAUGUGCAUUUCCUUCCCGGAGGAGGAGAGGGGGCAGUCCUUUUAAUUUUGUUCUCAUUUGUUCUUCUCUGGUCAAUUUAUUUCGUUUGGCAUUGUCCCCAAAACAAAUCCGAAGGUUCCCAUAUUCUAGUUUUUCCCGAUAAAGUCCUCGUUUUCUCGAGAAUCCACCAAGCUGACCGAUUUCUAAUAAUAUUAUUAUGAUUAUUAUUUCUCACAUUCGUUGAGUUUUUAUUCUCUCUGUGAUUUCUGUUAUUAUGGAAGGAGGAGGAAGGCGGAGGCUUACGCUGAGGGAUCAGAUGUCGGCGGUGGACGGCGGCGUACGGGAGGUGCCGGCCGGUUUGACUCUGAACGAUGUAUUGGGCACGAUGGAGAAGCAAGCCGCGCUGGCUCCCCCAGCUCCCCUAGGUCGAUCUCAAAGCGCCCCGGGACUUCAGCCUCAGCUCAGUAACCUGACCCUCAUGGACGUGAUCCGAGAGGAGGACCCGAACUCCAGGUCGUCUUUCGAGGGCCUCCUUGGUGACCACCCCAACAGGGACAAGAAGUAUUGGAAAAACUUCAAACACAAGCUCUCUCUCAAGCGUGCCGGGGCCAACUGGACCUCUUCUAUUCGUAUCCCGACCUCGGAUAUUCCUAUCCGGAAUGCUAACGUGAUUGGCAAUAGUCGGUCGUCAAGGCAGAUUUCGUUUUCUAGAAUCAACUCAGUCCGUUACCCGCACUCGGCCGAGUCGACUCAGUCGGAUGACAGUUCUACUUAUUCCGCUGCUGACCGAGACCACUCCUCCUCAUCGUCGGCUCCGGGUAUCAGGCCGCAGAUCUCUCGCCUGUGCUCUACCCGCUUACACCAGUCGGAGUCAACUCAUCCCGGCGACCCAGACUCUUCCGACGCACCUUCUCUUUCGCAGCUUCAGAGUUUCGGACGUCAAAUGUCGCGCCAUAAUUCGACGCGCUACCUUGUGAAUCUGCGCCAGAACUCGAUGUACAACAGCGACGUCGCCGAUUUUGCAGCCACAGUAGACGGAGACGAAGAAGGCAAUGAUGAUACUGACGAAACCUCGCAGCAGGUUCCAACGCGCCGCCUCGCAGUGGUAUUGGCAGAGGAGAGAGCUCUGUCGGCCAGAGAAGCGGUGGCAGCGCAGGAAGCGGCGGAGGCGGCGGCAGCGGCAGCAGCCGAGAGAGAACAGCUAGAGUCUGAAUCGUCGGGUUCACCGGCGGCGGAGCCCCAGGUGAGGAUGUCACUGAUGGACUUGAUGGACUAUAACAUGGCGGACGAGGAAGAAGAGGAGGAGCCGGAGGAGGAAGAGGAGGAGGAGGAGGUGGAGGUGGAGGAAGAGGAGUCGGAGUCGGGGGAAGGAGGAGGAGUAGAGCAUAAAUGUUGCGUGUGCAUGGUAAGGCAUAAAGGUGCGGCUUUUAUACCGUGCGGACACACAUUUUGCAGGCUGUGUUCAAGGGAGCUUAUGGUGGGUAGGGGUAACUGCCCUCUCUGCAACCGCUUCAUCACGGAAAUUCUUGACAUUUUCUAGUCUUUUUUUAUUUUAUUUUAUUUAUUUUAAUAAUCAUAAUCCACAAUUUGAGAAAUAUAUUUUUUGGUCGGACUAGAAAUGAGUCGUCACAUUUUGAUUGGUCCGCAAGUGAUGGGGGAAAUUGCGAGGUUCUUUGUUGGUGAUUUGUGGUUUGAAAUUUAGUGGCCACUGGGUUCCUCCAGUUUCUAUGUUUGUUAUUAUUAUCUUUAGUUAAUUCAAGAGUGUAUAUUAUUAUUA
Messenger RNA from Juglans regia (Persian walnut), 2056 nucleotides. RefSeq names its product E3 ubiquitin-protein ligase rnf8-like. The coding region runs from base 554 to 1819 and encodes 421 amino acids. NCBI's taxonomy places the organism in Eukaryota, Viridiplantae, Streptophyta, Magnoliopsida, Fagales, Juglandaceae. The transcript has a single exon. The record is from RefSeq and is a predicted model, not a curated record.